Molecule: messenger RNA, 1652 nt
Organism: Pectinophora gossypiella (pink bollworm)
Lineage: Eukaryota; Metazoa; Arthropoda; Insecta; Lepidoptera; Gelechiidae
Product: cytochrome P450 4V2-like
Exons: 10
Coding region: 20-1459 (479 amino acids)
Molecular function (GO): monooxygenase activity; iron ion binding; heme binding
Source: RefSeq, a predicted model, not a curated record
CAGAAAAUAUGAAAUUCUAAUGAAGGUGUAUAGUCAUGACAUACCUUCUUUGCCGCUAGUCGGAAUCGCCUACUUGGCGAUUGGUAGCAGUGAAAAGCGAAUGAAAUUUAUACAAACGGUCGGUCAUGAAACAAAUAAAAAAGGUGGUAUUAUUGCUGAAUGGUUUGGUCCUACUCCUUAUUUAGUGGUAUCGGAUGCUGAGAUCGCAGGACUACUGUCAAAAUCAUGUCUAGAGAAAGAUGAUUUGUUCAGAAAAAUGAUCGGUUAUUUAGUGGGUAAUGGCAACAUUGUUGCAAAAGUUUCAGAGUGGCGUACUCGACGUAGGAUUUUAGUACCAACAUUCAACACGAAGAAUCUAAACAAAUUUGUCCACAUAUUUUCAAAGCAAGGUGAAAUAAUGGUAGACCAUUUGCGAAACAAGGCCGAUGCUCAACCCUUUUCUGUAUGGAGUUACUUUGCUGCGAAUAACAUGGAUUCUGUCUGUGAAUCAGUGAUGGGCGUUCAACUAAAGGCUCAGGAACAUUCCAAACACCCGUUCCUAUGGGCUUUUGCCGAAGCAUUCUAUUUCACUGCCAACCGUAUGUUCCAACCGUGGCUUUACAACGAUGCUAUAUACAGACUUCUGCCUUCCUACAGGAAACAUAAAAUCGCCAGAGAUACCAUGUUUGACUUCGUUGGUGACAUGAUUGUUUCAAAACGUAAAGAAAUAAAGAAUUGUCAUAAUAAAAAUAUGCAUAUCGACGAACAACCAAUGAAAACGUUUCUGGAGAUGUUGAUUGAGUCUUCAGAAGAAGAGGGAGGAUAUACUAAUGAGGAACUGACAGAUGAGACGAUGGUCUUAAUGUUAGCCAGCACAGAUACUUCGGCUAAUGCCGCCGCUUUCGCCAUGAUUAUGUUGUCGAGACACCCUGAAGUUCAAGAAAAAGUAUUUGAAGAGCUCAAGGAAAUAUUUGGUGAAUCGAAAAGACCAGUGGUUCCGGAAGACUUACCAAGACUCAAGUAUUUGGACGUGGUCCUCAAAGAAACAUUAAGGAUCUUUCCACCAGUACCAACAAUAUUAAGAAAAGUUACGAGUGAUUUUGCGUUGCCGUCUGGAGUGACAAUACCGGAGGGUUACGGUAUUUUAAUCAACAUUUGGGGUAUACAUCACAACUCUACCUACUGGGGCGAGGACGUGGAGGAUUUCCGACCAGAAAGGUUCCUGGAUACACCGUUCAAGCACCCAGCACAAUUCAUGCCUUUCAGCUUUGGACCAAGGAAUUGUCCAGGAUACCAAUACGCGUUGAUGUCAAUGAAAACGUUACUGGCGACAACACUGAGGGAGUACCGCGUGCUACCAGCCACGUCACCAGACGAAGCCAAUCGGUAUCCUCCACUGCGACUCUGUCAUGAACUUAUGUUGAGAGAUGCUGAUGAAUGGAGGGUUUGUCUGGAGCCUCGACGGAAAAAUAAUCUAUAAAUAAAAUAUGUUAAACUAUAAGGUUUUGGGAAAAGCCAAAACGGGGUACGGUCGAAGAAUUCUCAUUCGGGUGGGGUUGGAACUCGCAGAUUUCUUCACAUGUGGGCUGUUAUGUAACAUCAAUGACAGACCUCUUCAACCCUGGUCAAGCCAUACCAGUUCGUGGCAAGCCGUGACGUGUCAACAUUUUUCU